Rosa chinensis is the source of this 777-nucleotide messenger RNA. Its product is annotated as CASP-like protein ARALYDRAFT_485429. Lineage: Eukaryota; Viridiplantae; Streptophyta; Magnoliopsida; Rosales; Rosaceae. The record is from RefSeq and is a predicted model, not a curated record. The transcript has 3 exons. Gene Ontology annotation, cellular component: membrane. The coding region runs from base 181 to 639 and encodes 152 amino acids.
UUACACUAUUCUGACCAUUUUUGCUCUCCAGCCCAUAAUUAGUUGAAACCUCACUUUCUCAUACUCAUUUAUUUUCCUUCUAUCAUUUCCCUAUCAAACUCAUUCAUUGCUCUGGCGUCAUGUGUCCAACACCAAUAAUUGUUUUUGCAUCACCAUGAGAAAAGUCUGCAUGCAACAACCAUGGACGAACUGCCAGGCUCGUUGGGCACCAGUGCCAGCUUGGCUCUGCGUUUCGGCCAGACCCUAUUCUCCACCGCUUCUCUUCUCUUUAUGUGUUUGGACGUCGAGUUCUACAGCUACACAGCUUUCUGCUAUUUGGUAACAGUAAUGGGUUUGGUAGUUCCAUGGGGCAUGACUUUAGUGAUAGUGGAUGCCUACUCUGUUUUUGUUAGAUGCUUACCUCGUCAACCAAGAAUAAUUAUAAUCCUCAUUGUAGGAGACUUGGCUUUAUCUUAUCUCUCACUAGCUGCAGCCUGCUCAACAGCUAGUACCACAAUGCUCCUACAUGAUGCUGGUCGAUCCUUAUGCCCAGCAAAACUAUGCACUAGAUAUCAGUUGUCUGCUGCAAUGGCUUUUCUUUCUUGGUUUCUCUCUAUGGGUUCUUGUCUAUUCAAUCUUUGGCUUCUUCCUUCUUUAUAAUGCUGGCUGUUGAGUCCUAUCCAGCAAAUGACUCUGCCAAAAGAUUUAAAAAAAAGUUCUAUCAUACACUGAAAUUUUGGAAAAUACAAAUGGAGUUCUGUUAGAAAAUGAAAGCAAUGUACAUUCUCAGGGUUUCUC